Messenger RNA from Heterocephalus glaber (naked mole-rat), 2865 nucleotides. It is a transcript of the gene Czib, whose product is annotated as CXXC motif containing zinc binding protein. NCBI's taxonomy places the organism in Eukaryota, Metazoa, Chordata, Mammalia, Rodentia, Bathyergidae. The record is from RefSeq and is a predicted model, not a curated record. Gene Ontology annotation, molecular function: zinc ion binding.
CCCGCCCCCAUCCCCGCCCCCCGGACCAAGCCAAAAUUUGCAGGCAGCGCCUCCUUUUACGACAGGGUGGAAAGUAGCUUGCGCUGUACUGAGCCGGACAAUCAUGGGGAAAAUCGCGCUGCAGCUCAGAGCUACGCUGGAGAACAUCACCAACCUCCGGCCGCUGGGCGAGGACUUCCGGUGGUACCUCAAGAUAAGUCUGGUUAUAUCUUUGUUGAGGCUGGUUGUAAAGAUGGAGAGUGUCAGUAAGAAGGACAGUGUGGCAUUGAAGGGAGGCCGUGGCAGUGCCUCUAUGGUCCAGAAGUGCAAGCUGUGUGCACGGGAAAAUUCCAUCGAGAUUCUGAGCGGCACCAUCAAACCUUAUAAUGCUGAAGACAAUGAGAAGUUCAAGACAAUUGUGGAGUUUGAGUGCCGGGGCCUCGAACCAGUUGAUUUCCAGCCGCAGGCGGGGUUUGCUGCUGAGGGUGUGGAGUCAGGGACAGUCUUCAAUGACAUUAAUCUGCAGGAGAAGGACUGGACUGACUAUGAUGAAAAGGCUCAGGAGUCUGUGGGAAUCUUCGAGGUCACACACCAGUUUGUGAAGUGCUAAACCCCCUUGCUGCCUACUUCUCCUUAACAACUGGGAAGAGACAAAGUGCCCCAAGCAGUAGCACCUGCAGAGGCUGGUGCCUGUGUCCCUCAUCUCUUGGCAGCUGUACUGUGCCCUGUUGAUCUGCAUGCUGGGCUUUGUCUUAGCUCCUAAGCCUCACCAAUAAGCCCCUGUUCUUGCUGCCCUGGUGCGUGAAGGAAGAGUCAGGAAGCAGCCCCUCCUUCCACAAAUAAAAAUGGGCACUGGAAGGCUCAGCUUUCUGGGCUCAGCUUUCUGGUGCCUUCUUUUGGUCCUGAGUCCCUGAUCCACUUUGCAAAACAUGCAGGAGCACAUGCUUCUAAUGGCUCUCCAAUCAUGGAGAGUGGGACCCAGAGGACUGAAGGUGUCAAAGCCAUGGCAAAAAAGGCCAGGGAAGCCUGUGGAAUGGUGCCAUGAGCCGAGCAGUCCUGAGCCAAAACACUGCAUUUACCAACUUGCCUCUCAGGUAAACCCAAACAUCUGUUAGCUGGUGUCACUUCAGCAGCUCACUCCUGGUCUAUUUCCGCUCUGCAUAAUUCCUGGCUAAUGGUCAUCAGAUCUCUGCUCACUUGCUGUGAUGGGGCACUCUCGGCUCAUCUGGAGCAUCAGAUUGAAAGUUCUUCCUUGUGUUGAGGCAGGCUCUGUGCUCCCUGAAGUUCUGUGGAUCCUGGUUUGCCCGCUGUGGCCACACUUACAUGUUCUUCUGCCUCCAGGCAGUACUUUGGCGUUGUGAAGAGAGUAGUCAAGAGCUGCUCAUGGGCCCAAGAUCCCCACACACCAGACAAGUGCUAGGCCAUGAGAGGAUCCACGUGCCUCCACUCUGGUGAACCCACCAUUUGUAAAACCUGUUACCACAGAUCUUAAUUCACUCUUCUGCUGGAACUGGGAAUUCUUUGGAAGAAAAAAUAUCUGUGGCUACCACUUUCUGUGAGUGGGAAAGGGUCUGCCAACUCCCAGGCUGGCUGUGGGGCUCUAGGAAGUAAAUCUUUGGUUUCAGGCAAAGUUGGCUGUGUGCAGGGGUGGUAAACAGGUCCCUACCUUGUCCCUCUUUCAGUCUGGCAGCCACAUUGUAUCCUCUAAAUCACGUGCAUUUCCUGUUGCCUGGUCUCUUCUGCAUCUGACAGCAGGACUUCUGCAGUCCUCCCUCAGCCUGCCCCUUGCCCACUGCCCAAUGCACUAUCUCGACUGGAAGCCAGUCACACAAGGAACACAGGGUGGGGGAAGCAGCUUUUCUUGCUUUUAGUCUCUGUAUCAGCCAGCAUGUAAGUUCAAGAAGUCAAACACUAAAGAGGUCAAGAUUUUCUUAUAUUUUAAAAUAUUUUGGUUAUGUCAAGAGGUAGGAGAACUCAAGUGGUCAUAACAGGUUAAAAGAAAACUGGAAAAGAAGAAAAGAUAUUCAGUAAAAUUCAUUACCCAUUUAACAAAUCAAACUCUUAGCAACUAGGAAUAAAAAGGAACUGUCCUCACCUGACAACAGAUAUCCACAGAAAACCUAGAGCAAGUGCCAUGUUUAAUCAGUGAUGAAGUGUUUGAAGUACUACACUCAAGGUCAGGAGAGACGAGGAGCCCUCAACCAUGGCUGCUGUUCAUUGUGUUGGAGGUGCCACUGGUGUGGUACGAUGAUAAAGGUGAAAGGACAGAGAAGGGAGAAACAACUCAGUUCUUCACAGAUAAUGAUUUUCUGCUAGUCCAAAAGAAUUAACAGGUGCUAGGUUUAAGAUUAACUUACAGAAAUUGAAUGCAUUUCAGUACACUACUGAUAAUUCAAGAAAAGAUAAUCACAAUACCAACCAAAAGAUAACCCGCUCAAAGGUAACUAAAAAGAACUUUCUAUCACAUCUACAAAGAGAGAUUCAUUACUGAAAAAUAGAGACUAAAUAAAUGAAGAUCUGCAGUACUGAUGGAUAGGAAGGCUUGAUACGAUAUUAUAAAGAUACUAUAAAGUUGAUAGAAUGAGUUUGUAAGUUCUUACUGAAGUCUCAACUUCUCUAGUGGAAUUUGAUUCUGAAAUCUAAAUUGCACAGAUGGGAGAGUUCCCCUGCCAGCUAUCACGGUGUAUUUAUAAGGCAGUGACAAUUGAGCCAGUAUGGUAUUGGCACUGGAUAUCCAAAUAGCCCAGGAGAAUAGGAACUAAAGGGACCUGUUGAUACAUGAAAUUGAUAAUGACAUGGUGUUGCAGAUCAGUACAUUAACUCAUCAAUAAAUGUGCUGAAGUAGUUUUGUUCAAUUUUGUAUAAUAAAGUAAGUUUGGAACCCUA